Pogoniulus pusillus (Red-fronted tinkerbird) is the source of this 1470-nucleotide messenger RNA. Its product is annotated as alcohol dehydrogenase class-3. Gene Ontology annotation, biological process: formaldehyde catabolic process. Gene Ontology annotation, molecular function: S-(hydroxymethyl)glutathione dehydrogenase [NAD(P)+] activity; zinc ion binding. The coding region runs from base 69 to 1193 and encodes 374 amino acids. The transcript has 9 exons. Lineage: Eukaryota; Metazoa; Chordata; Aves; Piciformes; Lybiidae. The record is from RefSeq and is a predicted model, not a curated record. Gene Ontology annotation, cellular component: cytosol.
GGGCAGCUCCGCCCCGCGCGGUGUGGGGGCGCAGCGCGCAGGCGCGGGCGGGCCGCUGCAGCUGCGCCAUGGCGAGCGGGGUUAUUAAAUGCAAGGCUGCCGUUGCCUGGGAGGCAGGUAAACCCCUCUCUCUUGAAGAGGUGGAGGUUGCUCCACCAAAAGCUCAUGAAGUUCGUAUCAAGAUAGUUGCCACUGCUGUCUGUCACACUGAUGCCUAUACUUUGAGUGGCGCUGAUCCUGAAGGAUGUUUCCCUGUGAUCUUGGGUCACGAAGGAGCAGGAAUUGUAGAGAGUGUUGGGGAAGGAGUUACAAAAGUAAAGCCAGGGGACACUGUUAUCCCUCUAUACAUCCCCCAGUGCAAAGAGUGCAAGUUCUGUAAGAAUCCUAAAACAAAUCUGUGCCAGAAGAUAAGAAUUACUCAAGGGAAAGGACUCAUGCCUGAUGGUACCAGCAGAUUCACCUGCAAAGGAAAGCAGGUGUUCCACUUCAUGGGAACCAGUACCUUCUCGGAGUAUACUGUGGUGGCUGAUAUCUCAGUAGCCAAGAUAGAUGCUGCAGCACCACUCGAUAAAGUGUGCCUGCUUGGUUGUGGAAUCUCUACUGGCUAUGGGGCUGCUGUUAACACUGCUAAGGUGGAACCUGGCUCUACUUGUGCUGUCUUUGGUUUAGGAGGAGUUGGGCUAGCUGUUAUUAUGGGCUGUAAAAUAGCAGGAGCAUCCCGGAUCAUUGGCAUUGAUAUUAAGAAGGAUAAGUUUGCCAAAGCCAAAGAGUUUGGAGCUACUGAGUGCAUUAGCCCUGAAGACUUCAAGAAGCCCAUACAGGAGGUGCUGGUUGAGAUGACCGAUGGUGGCGUAGACUACUCAUUUGAGUGCAUUGGUAAUGUUGGAGUCAUGAGGGCUGCCUUGGAAGCCUGCCACAAAGGUUGGGGAGUCAGCGUCAUAGUUGGAGUAGCUGCUGCCGGUCAGGAGAUUUCCACACGGCCUUUCCAGCUGGUAACUGGGCGGACAUGGAAAGGAACUGCGUUUGGAGGCUGGAAGAGUGUAGACAGCGUUCCAAAACUGGUGACUGACUACAUGUCCAAAAAGAUCAAGGUUGAUGAAUUUGUGACUCACACCCUGCCUUUUAACAAAAUUAACGAGGCUUUUGAGCUGAUGCAUACAGGAAAGAGCAUUCGAACUGUCCUGAAGCUUUAAAGCCAAAUGCAGACUUUCCAGCUGGCCAACAACGUGGUAACUGUCCUCUUACAAUGGAAUUCUGAUAGAAGCUAGAACCAAGCCAAUAAAUAAACACUGACUGGGACUAAGAAGAUCAUGUAUUUAGGGUGCACAUUCUGAAUACUGCAUAACAAUCAGUAACCACUAAGUAGUGUUACAUAAUUAGCACUGGUCGUGGAACUCUUACUUCUGUACUUGUUCUUCAGUUCAAGAGUGCCUAACUCCAUCUACUUAAUAAAAGCUUAUUUCUAAACAA